Messenger RNA from Macadamia integrifolia, 2569 nucleotides. RefSeq names its product probable inactive purple acid phosphatase 16. The record is from RefSeq and is a predicted model, not a curated record. Gene Ontology annotation, cellular component: cytoplasm. The transcript is spliced from 5 exons. Bases 878 to 2038 code for a protein of 386 amino acids. Lineage: Eukaryota; Viridiplantae; Streptophyta; Magnoliopsida; Proteales; Proteaceae. Gene Ontology annotation, molecular function: hydrolase activity, acting on ester bonds.
GAUGGAUAAAAUAAUGAACUCUUUUUAGGGUUUAAGUAGAAGGGUAAAAAAAAGUCAUUUUCCACUUUCAAGUUAAUGGUGUUACGAAUUAAGGGUACAGUGAAUAUUAUUUUUAUUUUUGGGGGUCAUCCUAAAUUAUGAAGAUUUUUAGGUGUGGUAUCAGAAAUUUUCCCAAUCAAUUUUCCUCUUUUGAAGAUUAACAUUAGAAACAGUAUGGAAAAAUUUAGUGCUUCUAUCUCCAUCACAGAUGUAAUCGUGUCGUGAUUUUUUAAGCCAAAAAUUUUCUUUUGUUACGAGAAUCCAAUUGAUUUUAUCACCUAGCAAAGAUAAAGAGACUUUUUUUUUGUAAUAAAACUUUAUUAACGAUGGUGAAAUACCGAACCAGUACAAUCUGCAAACAGGAGGGAAGAAAUAGCAGGGGGUGGGGAAGAAAACAAAAGCAAAGAUGAUUGAGUGAUUGCAGAAUAAGAAGCUAGGAAAUCAGCAACGGCGUUGCCCUCGCACAAGGUAUGGAAGAAGAUUACAGAAGAGAGCCUUUGAGAGAUAGCAAGGUAGUCAAUGAUGAUGUUGAAGAUACGGCAAGGACACGACCUGGACCGGCGUUGAAGAAGAUUGACUAUUAGCAGGUUAUUACUUUCCACCACUAAGGAUUGGAAGUUCUGAUCCAAGGCCCAGAGAAGUGCAAAACGCACGACUAACGCCUUUGCCACCACCGUGUGAGCCACUUCGAUUCUCAGCGAAAAACCUCCACGCACAGAAGCGUUAGAGUCUCUGCAAAUACCACCUAUCGUUGCAGGACUAGGGUUUCUUCACUAGCUCCGUCGACAUUAAUUUUCAAGUAAUCCGGGGGAGGAGGCUACCAAGAGACCAAACGAGGAUGAAACGGUUACCAAAUCGUUUCACAAUCCUGUCUUUCACCUGCAUCUCUGUCUUCUUAUCUGGGUUUGUCAUCAACAUUGCUAACAGCCAUGAAAGGCCAGAGAAGACCAACAUCCUUCGAAUACCCACAAGGAAACCCCUCCAGUUCUCGUCAAAUUCUUCAUUCAAGAUUGCCUUAUUCGCUGAUCUUCACUACGGAGAGAACGCCUGGACUGAUUGGGGUCCUCGCCAGGACGCCAAGUCUGAUAGAGUCAUGUCCACCAUACUAGACCAGGAAACACCAGAUUUCGUAGUUUAUCUUGGAGAUUUGAUAACUGCUAACAAUCUACCGAUUCAAAACGCGAGCUUGUAUUGGGAUCGGGCUAUCUCUCCAACCAGAGCAAGAGGGAUUCCGUGGGCAACGAUAUUUGGGAACCACGACGACAUGCCGUUUGAGUGGCCAAUUGAAUGGUUCUCAGCCUCUGGAAUUCCUCAACUUCGUUGCCCAUCUACGAAUUCUACAACUUCAGAAGCAUGCAGCUUCAGAGGAACGAUGCGAGUGGAACUGAUGAAGAAGGAGGUAGAACAAAACUGUUUAUCUUAUUCUGCAAAUGGACCUCAAGAACUUUGGCCUGGUGUAUCAAACUAUUUUCUCCAGGUCUUUUCAUUUGACGAUCCAAGAUCACCCGUGGCUUUCCUAUACUUUCUGGAUUCUGGUGGUGGAACCUACCCAGAAGUCAUAUCAACCGCCCAAGCAAGUUGGUUCCAGAAUAUGUCACAGGAGCUCAACCCUGAGUUGAGCAUCCCUGAGAUUGUCUUUUGGCAUAUUCCAAGUAAGGCUUAUAAGGAGGUUGCUCCCUUUUGGAUACUCAAUCCUUGUAUUGGUUCAAUUAACAAGGAGAGGGUUGAUGCACAAGAAGCUGAAAUGGGGAUCAUGGAUUUGAUUGUAAAUAGACCUACUGUCAAGGCAGUGUUUGUUGGUCACAACCAUGGAUUGGAUUGGUGCUGCCCUUACAAGAAACUUUGGUUGUGCUAUGCUCGCCAUACUGGUUAUGGUGGUUAUGGGAACUGGGCAAGAGGAUCAAGGAUUGUUGAGAUGACUCAACAACCUUUCUCUCUCAAGUCAUGGAUAAGGAUGGAAAAUGGUGAUAAGCAUAGUGAAGUUGUCUUGAGUUCUUGAUGGGUUUCUAUAUGCAUCUUCCACUCAAAUUUGGAGAACAAAUAAAUCACCAGUUUCCCUUUACCCAUGGCACAGGUGAAUUCCUUCAUGAUGGGUGUUAGCACCUUGGGACGGGCAUCAGGAAUAGUGAGGGAUAUUUUUCUGAAGUAAAACCCUAGGAUGAUGGGUGAACCGUCUUCCAUGGGUGAGGAAAACAUUCACAAGUAAAACAGUACCUUCGAAGGAGACAAAAGAUCAGUUAUGUGAAAUUAGGGUUUAUAGAGCUAGCUAUGGGAAGGCUCAAGAGUAUUCUAUAAGAAGUACACUUCUUGCCUAUAAGAGGUACACUUCUUGCAGUAUUAUGCUUCAUAUAUCUGACGGAGGGAUUUGGUUCUAGAAUUUUCAAGGUGCAGGAAGGGGUUCAACACCUGAACAUUAGUAUAUAUAGUACCCUUCAGUAAUAUGUAAGAGGUUGUGAUUCUUUAGAGUGCUUAUGAUUAAAACUGUAUUUUACAAAUUUGAUUCGCAGGAGUAUUUUUUUUCUCUUCUAAA